AUGAAAAAUAAUUGUCUUACUCCACUAAAAUCUCUCUACCACUCCCUCUCUCUACUUUUCGCUUGCUUCUCUCUCUCUCUUUCUCUCUCUCUCUCUCUCUCUCUCCCCAUUCCUUGUUUCCUUCUUUCUCAUUUCCACUCACUUUUUCCACUUAAUUUUUCUUUCUUUCAUAUACACUGCGUGCCAAUAACAAAUAUGGCGCCAGUUUGUUUACAUUGCGCAGAUCACGUCUCUCGACUUAUUUUUCAUUUUUCCUUUCUCUUCGUCUCCAGCGUCUUUCUUCCCCUGACUCUUUAUUCCUCAUUCUCUCUCCCUUAUCUCUCAGCGUCUCUCAACUUAUUUUCCUUUCUCUUCGUCUCCAACGUCUUUCUUCCCCUCACUAUUUAUUCCUCAUCCUCUCUCCCUUAUCUCUCAGCCGACUUUCUUCCCCCUCACUCUUUAUUCCUCAUUCUCUCUCCCUUUUCUAUCGGCCUCUGUCGACUUGUUUUCCUUUUUCCUUUCUCUUCGUCUCCAACGUCUUCUCCCCCCUCACUCUUUAUUUCUCAUUCUCUCUCCCUUAUCUCUCAGCGUUUCUCGACUUAUUUUUCCUUUCUCUUCGUCUCCAGCGUCUUUCUUCCCCUCACUAUUUAUUCCUCAUUCUCUCCCUUAUCUCUCGGCCUCUGUCGACUUAUUUUUCCUUUUUCCUUUCUCUUCGUCUCCAACGUCUUUCUUCCCCUCAAUCUUUAUUCCUCAUGCUCUCUCCCUUAUCUCUUAGCGUCUCUCGACUUAUUUUUCAUUUUUCCUUUCUCUUCGUCUCCAGCGUCUUUCUUCCCCUCACUCUUUAUUCCUCAUUCUCUCUCCCUUAUCUCUCGGCCUCUGUCGACUUGUUUUUCCUUUUUCCUUUCUCUUCGUCUCCAGCGUCUUUCUCCCCCUCACUCUUUAUUCCUCAUCCUCUCUCCCUUAUCUCUCAGCGUCUCUCGACUUAUUUUUCAUUUUUCCUUUCUCUUCGUCUCCAGCGUCUUUCUUCCCCUCACUCUUUAUUCCUCAUUCUCUAUCCCUUAUCUCUCGGCCUCUGUCGACUUAUUUUUCCUUUUUCCUUUCUCUUCGUCUCCCCCGUCUUUCUUCCCCUCAAUCUUUAUUUCUCAUUCACUCUCCCUUAUCUCUCAGCGUUUCUCGACUUAUUUUUCAUUUUUCCUUUCUCUUCGUCUCCAGCGUCUUUCUUCCCCUCACUCUUUAUUCCUCAUUCUCUCUCCCUUUUCUAUCGGCCUCUGUCGACUUGUUUUUCCUUUUUCCUUUCUCUUCGUCUCCAACGUCUUUCUUCCCCUCACUCUUUAUUCCUCAUUCUCUCUCCCUUAUCUCUCAGCGUUUCUUGACUUAUUUUUCAUUUUUCCUUUCUCUUCGUCUCCAGCGUCUUUCUUCCCCUCACUCUUUAUUUCUCAUUCUCUCUCCCUUAUCUCUCAGCGUCUCUCAACUUAUUUUUCUUUUCUCCUCGUCUCCAACGUCUUUCUUCCCCUCACUAUUUAUUCCUCAUCCUCUCUCCCUUAUCUCUCAGCGUUUCUUGACUUAUUUUUCAUUUUUCCUUUCUCUUCGUCUCCAGCGUCUUUCUUCCCCUCACUAUUUAUUCCUCAUCCUCUCUCCCUUAUCUCUCAGCGUUUCUUGACUUAUUUUUCAUUUUUCUUUUCUCUUCGUCUCCAGCGACUUUCUUCCCCUCACUCUUUAUUCCUCAUUCUCUCUCCCUUUUCUAUCGGCCUCUGUCGACUUGUUUUUCCUUUUUCCUUUCUCUUCGUCUCCAACGUCUUUCUCCCCCUCACUCUUUAUUUCUCAUUCUCUCUCCCUUAUCUCUCAGCGUUUCUCGACUUAUUUUUCCUUUCUCUUCGUCUCCAGCGUCUUUCUUCCCCUCACUAUUUAUUCCUCAUUCUCUCUCCCUUAUCUCUCGGCCUCUGUCGACUUAUUUUUCCUUUUUCCUUUCUCUUCGUCUCCAACGUCUUUCUUCCCCUUACUCUUUAUUCCUCAUUCUCUCUCCCUUAUCUCUCAGCGUCUCUCGACUUAUUUUUCUAUUUUUCCUUUCUCUUCGUCUCCAACGUCUUUCUUCCCCUCAAUCUUUAUUCCUCAUGCUCUCUCCCUUAUCUCUUAGCGUCUCUCGACUUAUUUUUCAUUUUUCCUUCUUCGUCUCCAGCGUCUUUUCUUCCCCUCACUUUUAUUCCUCAUUCUCUCUCCCUUUAUCUCUCGGCCUCUGUCGACUUGUUUUUCCUUUUUCCUUUCUCUUCGUCUCCAGCGUCUUUCUCCCCCUCACUCUUUAUUCCUCAUCCUUUUUCAUUUAUCUCUCAGCCGUCCUUUCUUCCCCCCCUCUUUAUUCCUCAUUCUCUCUCCCUUUUCUCGGCCUCCUGUCGACUUCGACUUUUUUUCAUUUUUCUUUCUCUUCGUCUCCAACGUCUUUUUCUUCCCUCACUCUUUUAUUCCUCAUUCUCUCUCCCCUUAUCUCUCAGUCCGUUAUUCCUUUCUCUCUCCCUUAUCUUUCUUUCAUUAUUUUUCAUUUUUCCCUUAUCUCUCAGUCGUCUCUCAACUUUAUUUUCUCUUUUCUCCUCGUCUCCAACGUCUUUUUCUUUUCCCUUUCACUAUUUAUUCCUCAUCCUCUCUCCCUAUCUCUCAGCGUUUCUUGACUUAUUUUUCAUUUUUCCUUUCUCUUCGUCUCCAGCGUCUUUCUUCCCCUCACUCUUUAUUCCUCAUCCUCUCUCCCUUAUCUCUCAGCGUCUCUCGACUUAUUUUUCAUUUUUCCUUUCUCUUCGUCUCCAGCGUCUUUCUUCCCCUCACUCUUUAUUCCUCAUCCUCUCUCCCUUAUCUCUCAGCGUCUCUCGACUUAUUUUUCAUUUUUCUUUUCUCUUCGUCUCCAGCGUCUUUCUUCCCCUCACUCUUUAUUCCUCAUUCUCUCUCCCUCAUCUCUCAGCGUCUCUCAACUUAUUUUUCCUUUCUCCUUGUCUCCAACGUCUUUCUUCCCCUCACUCUUUAUUCCUUAUUCUCUCUCCCUUAUCUCUCAGCGUCUCUCGAAUUAUUCUUCAUUUUUCCUUUCUCUUCGUCUCCCCUUUCUUUUCUUCCCUCACUCUUUAUUCCUCAUUCUCUCUCCCUUAUCUCUUAGCGUCUCUCGACCUAUUUUUCAUUUUUCUUUUCUCUUCGUCUCCAACGUCUUUCUUCCCCUCACUCUUUAUUCCUCAUUCUCUCUCCCUUAUCUCUCAGCGUCUCUCGCCUUUUUUUUCAUUUUUCCUUUCUCUUCGUCUCCAGCGUCUUUCUUCCUCUCACUCUUUAUUCCUCAUUCUCUCUCCCUUAUCUCUCGGCCUCUGUCGACUUGUCUUUCCUUUUUCCUUUCUCUUCGUCUCCCCCGUCUUUCUUCCCUUCAAUCUUUAUUUCUCAUUCACUCUCCCUUAUCUCUCAGCGUCUCUCGACUUAUUUUUCAUUUUUUUUUCUCUUCGUCUCCAACGUCUUUCUUCCCCUCACUCUUUAUUCCUCAUUCUUCCUCGCUUAUCUCUUUAUAUCUUCCCGUCUCCUUGUCUCGUUUUUGUCUCUUUACCUUUCAACGUCUUUCUGCCCCUACGUCUUCAUUUCUCAUACUUUUCUCCUGUUCCUCUCUCCCCCUCUUUUUCUCUCGUUUCUCUAUUGUCUAGUUUUCUUUUUUUUAAUUUCCCAGAAUUCCAUUGCUACCUAUCGUAG
Acanthosepion pharaonis is the source of this 3681-nucleotide messenger RNA. NCBI's taxonomy places the organism in Eukaryota, Metazoa, Mollusca, Cephalopoda, Sepiida, Sepiidae. The record is from the annotation of a GenBank genome assembly.